UGGCACUUGCGUAGAUAUCGAUGAGUGUGCCUUUAGAAAGCCUUGCCAACAUGAGUGCAAAAACACUAUAGGAAGCUACCAGUGCACCUGCCCUCCAGGUUACCAACUAUCAUCCAACGGCCGAACCUGCAAAGACGUUGAUGAUUGUACUGUACAAGGAGUCCAGUGUGGAUCAAAUCAAAUGUGCUUUAACACACGAGGGGGUUACCAGUGUCUUGACAUACCCUGCCUAGCCAGCUACCACAGAGGACACAGCCCAGGUACCUGCUACAGACCUUGCACUCCCAGACUGGACUGUGCCACCGUUAGCUCUCCUCCUCUUCUCCAGUACAAGCUCCUCACUCUUCCGCGAGGUAUACCUGCUCACCACAAUGUGGCCCGUUUGUCAGCUUUCUCUGAGUCUGGCGUUCUCCAAGGCCACACAUCCUUCACUGUCCUGGAGCAAGGAGGAGACACUGGAGAGAGGCCAUUUGGGAUCAAAGAUGAAGCAGGAAGAGGCAUUAUCUUCACUGUAAUGCCUUUAGAUCUGCCUGGCCUGGUGCGACUUCGGGUACAAGCCACUACUCUGUCAGGCCAGGGGCGCAUAAUCUACCAGAGUAUUUUUAUAAUCUAUAUCUCCAUUUCCAAAUACCCCUACUGAGUAUUCAUUCAAGACUGCAAAGGGGCCACAAACCUCGGAGAACAGCCCUGUAUGUACUGUUGCUUUUUGGGCCAUAGGAGAAGCAUUAGUAAAUUAACUUAAUUGCCACCUUUUUAUGUGCCCUCUUGUAGUUGGACAGACAACACUAACUAUGAAUGUUAACUAUGGCAGUGUGCAACAUCAAAGUGUGUGUUUGGACAAACAUUCAAAGCCAAGACCUAUCAAUGGCAUAUUGUAUCAUGUCCAAAUCGUAAAGUCUUUGGAUUACAAUACUGUCACUCAUUUUUUCAGAAUGUUGGUUUAUUGAAUUAUCAUUAAGGUAAUAAAUACCCUGCACCUUUUACUCUUUGAAAGUAUUGUAGUAUUUUGUUAAAUCUGUCUUGCCUGGGCUGUUUUUUUUUCUUUUUCUUUUUCUGUAGUGCAACUAUUUUUGGUGCUUCAAUAGACAUUUUCAGGAUCCACUCAGUAGUACAUAUUUUGGAAAAACAAUGAACCCUAAACAUUAAAAAAAUAAAAAGAAUAAUAAAAAAAAUAAAAAACAUUCAAAAAACGGAAACAGAUGGUUCCUAAUAUGGGGCCAGAUAACUUUUUUUUUCUUCGCUUUUUGAUGAGGCUUCAGUUUUAGAAAGUUUCAACAUGAACUGAUCACCAGCAAAUUCUACCUUAAUUUAAAAUUAAUGACAUGUAAUUUUUGCAAUAUUCUUAUGUUGUAUUGAUAUAUUCAUGUACAUUGAGUGUAAUCUCAGUGUGUGUGUGUGUGUGUGUGUGUGUGUGUGUGUGUGUGUGUGUGUGUGCCACUGCAAGCAUGUGUAUGUGAACAAAAGAUAUGGUUGUGCUUUGACUGUUUAUGACUCCUUGAAAAUGAAAUGUAGAUUAUUACAAAUGUCUUAAUAUUGUUUUCAUAUUUAAUCUAGCACACACCUUUUGCUUUGCAAGUUGCUUCAAACCUGUAGGACUUUCUUUUUUUGAACACAAAAAAUGUUAGGCGGAAUGUUAGCUUCAGUCACCAUUCACUUUCAUUGUAUGAAAAAUGAUGCAAUGAAUGUGAUUGGUGACUGAAGUUAACAGAAAGAAAGUCAUCAGGGUGUGAAUGACAGAAUGUUCAGAAACUGUACAUGCUGCAUUUACUAUUGGAAAAGAGUAUGAGGAAGUGAUGUAACAUAAAAACUAGUGCGGUGCGGUUGUGUGGAUUAUUUUCUGUGUGCCUGUGUUAAUAUCCCAGUUCAUGGGGGCCUGGGUAGCUCACCAAGCAAAGAUCCUGACUACCACACCUGGAGUCACAAGUUCAAAUCCAUGGCAUGCUGAGUGACUCCAGUCAGGCUUCCUAAGCAACCAGUUGGCCUGGUUGCUAGGGUGGGUAGAGUCACGUUGGAUUAACCUCCUCGUGGUCGCUAUAAUGUUGCUCUACCUCUUGGUGAGGGCGAGUGGUGAGUUGUGCAUGGAUGCCGCGGAGAAUAAUGUGAAGCCUCCACAUGCGCUACGUCUCCACGGUAACACGCUCAACAAGCCACGUGAUAAGAUGCGUGGAUUGACGGUCUCAGGCAGCUGAGAUUUUCCUCCACCACCCGGAUUGAGGCGAGUCACAAUGCCACCAUGAGGACCUAGAGCAUAUUGGGAAUUGGGCAUUCUUAUAGGCCUACUUUGUGAAGCCUUAGAAUCCAAGCUGAGGAUCAUAAUAACAGCAUGGAAACAAAAAAUACAUUUCCUGAAAGAUGCAUCUCCACUAUUUUGGUCUUAAAAUGUGGUAUUUGGACUUUUUAUUAUUGCACUAUUGCAAGAAAAAAAUUACAGUUUAAGAUACCGUUUUUAUCGAUCGAUUUUACACAUUUCUCCAUACUCAGGUCACUGCUCUCAAAACAAUUAACAUAGCCAUCUGAACACUUUGUAGUGGUGCUAAACAGAUUGCAAAUGUUAUUUUUGAUUUUCAUAAUUUUCUUGAAACAUUUCACACAAAUUUCUUUGCUCCAAGAUUCAUUCUUUCAAAACAGUUAACAUAGACGACCAAAUUAAAGUCAUAUAUUCAAAUGCACGUCAGGUUGCCAAAUCCGUUCAUAUUGAUAUCUGCUGUGUUAGUAAUGCACACAGCAAAGAACAUGCAAUUUACUAAAUGUUUCACACAACUAUCAAGACUUCCAUCUAUAAAAGUUGUCAAAUAUGAAAAUUCAGAGCAAACAAACAAUGAGGAAUUACAAAAUGAAGAAGAGGUGCAAACUGAGAAGAGGUAGAAUGGGUAAAGCAGGGUGAAAGAGUAAAGAUUAUCUGAUUAUCUCAAAUUAUCUGAGAGUCCCUCUAAUUGAUCAUGUAUUGAAUCACGGUCUCUCUGAGACAAACAGUGUUCGGCCUAAUGUAAACAAAUGUACAGUGACUUCAAUCUUAACAAAAAGAAG
Myxocyprinus asiaticus (Chinese sucker) is the source of this 3027-nucleotide messenger RNA. Its product is annotated as hemicentin-2-like. The transcript is spliced from 4 exons. Lineage: Eukaryota; Metazoa; Chordata; Actinopteri; Cypriniformes; Catostomidae. The record is from RefSeq and is a predicted model, not a curated record. Bases 182 to 640 code for a protein of 152 amino acids.